AUGUCAAACUCGACGACUCGUCAGCUUCUCCGGGGGAAUGUCAAUCUCGACGAUGCCCUAGAAGAAGAUGACAACAUCCUCACGCAGUUGCAUUAUCCAGAGCAAAAGCAACGGUUUUGGAGUUCACUGACUGCACGCAAAGCUGAGAUUGAAUCAAUGCUUUGCUGCCAAUUGGGAGUUGAUUGGUGUCAUCUAUGCGCCAUGGAGACAUGGAAAUCAGGCAGCUUCAAUGUAGUCAUACCUGUUCUUUUGCGCCCUAGGAAAACUGUCUUCCUUCGCGUACCACUCCCAUACAAGACUGGUGAAGGGAAUGCCCCAGGGAACUCAGACGAGAAAUUACGGACAGAAAUCGCAACCUAUAUUUGGCUUGAAGCAAACUGUCCAGAUAUCCCAAUUCCGAUUUUGCAUGCGUUUGGCUUUUCUGACGGAUUUGUAGCACGGAGAUGGAUCCUCAAACUAUUAGGUCGCCCAGUUCCAUCUCGAUAUCUACGGCGUGGAUGCCGCAAUCCGUUGGAGACGGGUUAUCUCGUCACAAGUCAGGCCAAGGGAACAAUGCUUGCGCUGUCAUGGGAAACCCAUCGGCACCAUAAAUCGUAUCGAGAGAGGUUAUUUCGUAACCUUGCGAACAUCACAUUGUCAAUCAAUAGGACUCCUCUGUCGCGUAUUGGUUCACUGACUAUGCGUUCUGAUGGCUGUAUCACUCUAUCAAACAGACCGCUUGAUCUACACUUCCAGAUGCUAGAGAAUGAAGGCAUUGCAUCCGGCAUCCCACGACAGAGGACUUAUGCAGCAGUCGAGCCCUAUUUAUCUGACCUCCUUUCUCUUCAAGACAGCAAGAUACUGAACCAGCCAAACGCAAUCCAUGACCGACAAGAUGGUGAGAGCCAGCUCGCGGCCCUAACAGCUCUGCGAGCUAUUAUGCAUAGAUUCGUUAGCCCCGAAUACCGUGAUGGACCUUUCUACUUAACCCUUACCGAUCUUCACCAAUCGAACAUCUUCGUUGAUGAGCAAUGGAACAUCCAGACGAUAAUUGAUCUCGAAUGGGCACACGCGAAACCAAUCGAAAUGCAAGUGCCGCCGUAUUGGCUUACAUCAAGGGCGGUUGACGGCUUUUAUGACGCAGAUGCCAUAGCUGAGUAUGACACUAUUCUCGAUGAGUACCUUAGUAUCUAUGCGGCGGAAGAGAGACGGCGCAAUGGUGUCAUCGUCGAGGCGCCAAUCAAGCGACAUGUAUGGAAGAGCGGUGGAUUCUGGUAUUUCCAUGCAGUCUCAAUACCAAAAGGCAUGUACAAUUUGUUCAAUCGACAUAUCCAGCCUCUUUUUAACAAGGAACAUUCCGAAAUAAGCAUAUUUGACGAGGUAUUCUUCUGGUACUGGGGAGAAGAUGCCGCAGAGACGAUUAGUGCAAAACUUAAGGAUAAUGAAGACUAUCUUGACAGAGUAAAGAAGGCUUUUGGGCAUUCAUAG
Messenger RNA from Pochonia chlamydosporia 170, 1467 nucleotides. RefSeq names its product aminoglycoside phosphotransferase. Lineage: Eukaryota; Fungi; Ascomycota; Sordariomycetes; Hypocreales; Clavicipitaceae. The record is from RefSeq and is a predicted model, not a curated record. The transcript has 2 exons. Bases 1 to 1467 code for a protein of 488 amino acids.